Messenger RNA from Varroa destructor (honeybee mite), 3168 nucleotides. Its product is annotated as trafficking kinesin-binding protein 1-like. Gene Ontology annotation, molecular function: myosin binding. Gene Ontology annotation, cellular component: cytoplasmic vesicle; mitochondrion. Lineage: Eukaryota; Metazoa; Arthropoda; Arachnida; Mesostigmata; Varroidae. The record is from RefSeq and is a predicted model, not a curated record. Gene Ontology annotation, biological process: protein targeting; vesicle transport along microtubule; mitochondrion distribution.
GCCUGCUACGAAAUGAAGCUUUCGAUAAUUCCUCAGCACGCGUCGUGCGUGCAUUAGCCGGAAGAAACGUCCCACCACGAGCGGGCCUGUUUCGGUGCAGGCAAAAAUCCUUCCCCUGUUAAAGACAAGUUGAUUUAGUUAUAAAUUAGAACGAACAAACGUUAUGGUGGAGAGUGGACACGAAAAACGUAAACAAUGUAUUUGAGUGAGGAGUCUCGACACUGAUGAGAACGAAGUGAUUUGCCUACGAAAAGCCCUGAACAGGAAGCGUUCGUGAUCGUGUCCUCACGGUAUGAACCAGUGAAGAUCGAGCGAUAUCAUUGUUGUGUAGUUACCUUUAGAUGUUCGUCCAUUGCGAAGUCGCAUCGUACGAAGUGUGCAUAAGUGAAACAUGUUCGAGACAGAGAAAGUGUUUACAAAUGUUAAUGAGUCCAAUCAGGAAAAAGUGAUCGACGAAGGUUAUCACUCGCCGUACAGAGCUUCAUUCGGCCGCGUUCUUGGUACUGGGCGACUCAGAGGACAUGAUAUCCCGGACUCCGACGAAGAAAGAGGCAAUCAUUUUGAAUUACUUUGCACCGAACUGCUGGGGGACAUGUCACUGUUAGAUAAUCGUAUUCCGUUGGCUCGCCUUCUCAUAAAUAAGGCACAGGACAUCGAAUUGGCUAUCCGCAUUGGCAAAACCCUUCUUGAGGAGAAGACAAAGCUACAGGAUACCAUCGACUGUUUGAACGACAGCAUGAAAAAAGCGGAGGAUGAAACGGCUCGACUUCGUCAUGGCCUAUCAGUGGCCAACGGACUUCUUGCUGUCCACGAAAAUGGUCAGGAAGAUGACGUCCUCCCUGAAGACUCGCCAACCUACCAUGUCGAUCGUCUUAAAAAAAAGAUCGGCAAGCUCGAAGCGGAGAUUGCGCGACUCAAGCAUGAGUCAGGAACGUGGACACAACAUUUGGCGACAAAUGAAGUGUUGCUAACUAAACGAGCUCUGGAGCUGAACGCGAGCCAACAAGAUAAAAAUCGACUUCUAAGGGAACUCAGUAAAAAAUCUAUGAUGUCCAGUAAACAAAAUGAGGAAAUAACGCGCUUGCGUAAGCAAAUCUGUGUUCUUCAGGAAAAGAUCUGCGCGCAGUCUGUCGAAAAUAAGACGCUUCAAAUCAGCGUGGAUGAAAUUAAUGAAGCUCGACAGGCGCUCACCUCCGAGCUGGCGAAUAGUGAGCGCAAAUAUAGCGAACUUCUACAUGCCUUUCGGGCACUCCAGGAGGACUUACGUCAAAAGCAUCAUUAUUCGGAUAUCGAAAGUGACUGUGACAUCGUUGAAAGGCACGAUACUGAGUACGAACUCGACAAGAACGAUGCGUUCGAAGUUAAUUAUAGGGUCGUCGAAAGCCCUGGUCAAAUCGGGCACAACUCAUUGGCUGCUGAACUGUCGACUUUAACAAUGGAUAACUCAACGGAACCUGAUUCUUCCUUUGGUCAACAGAGAAUUUCCGGAGCCGACAGCUUACCACAUCUGUUCCGUAACGGUGAUGAUGUCAGUAAAUGGCCGGUCGAUUCAGACGAACCGGAAGUAAUGUCUGACGUGAGCAGCGCUGGAGCAUCAACAGAUCGAAAGAAACACAAAUCAAAAAGGAUAGAAACUCAGAUAGUCCUUCAAAGUCGUGGAAAAAAGGGUAACGCUCUUUGUGAGGGCUGCCUUGUAAGAAAGAACGCACAGCAGAUUUCCAGAUUGUUAUGCCUUGUCUUCGCGUGUCUAUUUAUUGCCCAAACGUUUCGACGGCUCAUCAUGGAUUUGCUCAACUGAUUUUCAAAAUUUCCCGCCAAAGUGAUAUCUUGCAUUGGGCUAGGGAGCUUUUAAUACGGUAGUACAAACGAAGGUUGACGCUUUCGAAUAUCUCUGCUGAGCAUUAAUUCGGUGUCAGAGGUGCUCUCUAGAACAUGUCAAAUUUUUGCCUGAGCUAUAUUUUAUAUGUAUCGUCUCAUCAUUAUCUAUUUAAACCUUCAGCAAAAAGUUCAGAUUAGUAUGAAGUCAAUCAGAAAGAAGAUUAGCGUAGAUAGAUGACAAUUAUUAUAUUAAAUAUAUAUAAUAUAGUCAAAUAUAGAAGCAAAAGGCGAAGAAAGCCAGGCGCAAACCUAGCCUAAGUUUUUACGUGCUUGAUAAUUCUCAUUUUCUAAACGAUUAAAAUUUUACAGGUUAUUUCACUUUUACUAGACAUUCGUUAUAAGUGGUUAAAAAGACCGUGACAAAAUAUUAUUUUUUUUUAAAGCCUAAAUCAAUACGGUUGUCAAACUAAAUAAUAAUUGCGGUGGAUACCUUAUAUAACGUAUGCCAACGUGCGUCUACAUAAUUUUAGUAGUUCUAGUCGCUGCUGACGGCCAACGUUGUGUUGGAUAAUUCGACCCUCUGGUAGGAAAAGACGACUGUGGCAUAAUAGCGACCAAGGGUCCAUUACAUUAGCCACGCAAUAUCUCUAAUAGCUCACCACCGAUGUUUUGAACAGGUUGAUACGGGCUUUAUUGUAUUGAGGUUAGCCUUAAUACUAUAGAACCUUGUUAUGAUCAAAUACUGCAAAUAUCUCUCCCUACGUGCGUGUUUAAAGAGCGUAACGUCGAGUGAUCAGGGCAACUUCUUAUGUAUACCUUUUUACUUGGGGCAUGCUAGAUGUUGGGCCUAACUGAAUAGGCGAUUAAACGUACACGCAGUCUACGUGAAUGUAUUCUCUAAUGUGUGCUGUUUAAUGCGUUGUAGUGUGAAUGAGAAACAAUGCUGUCUGUAAUAUUUAUUUAGAUUCUUUUGUGUCUGGUAUCAUAGGUAUGAACAAGCGAAAUGAAAGCUCGUUAUCUUCUUGAGAAACGUCAAGAAAUGUAUCCAUUAAUUCAAUCAAAGGUUAUCUAAGCAUACCUAUUUUAUAUACAACAAUAAGGUUCUGGCAGUACGAACUUACAUGCAUCAAUAUGUCAUAUGGUCCCCAUUGCCGGAUGCGGAAUCGCUCCGGCGCUAAAAGCUUUGAUAAUAUAUUACUAUAUAUGCAAUGACAUAUGAACAAUAAUAAAAUUACGUACUUUAUAAAUUACGUAAAUUUUUGCCAUUUAUACGUAUACGUAAGUGGCCUUUUCCUUUUGGAAAUGUAGGCGAUUUAUAAACUUGUAUAUUUUCAUUAUGGUGUUUUUUAC